AAAUCAACAGUACUCGAGGACCUUCCUAUGCUUACAAAUACUGGAAGAACUCAGCAUUUAGGGACAAAUUCUAGCCUCACUUGUACACCUGCAAAAAGCUGCUUGUGUUCAUUGAGAUCCAAGCCCACAGCACCUACGGCGGGACCUUAGGUUUGGAUCCCAGUGCAUUCUGAAGUGUCCCAACACCCAAAUUUGUAAGCUGACCCUGUGGAAUCACAGGAGCUGAGCAAAGCAUCCUCCUUGAGUUUUGAAGGCCUCCGUUUACCAACACUGACUGGGAUCUGUCUUCAGCUGUGCUGAUUGUAAAACUGAAAGGGUCUUGUUCUAAAAAGGUGGCUCCUUCUCCUAUAACUGUUGAUUUCUGAGCCAGACUGAUGCCAGCAAGUCUGGUAUUUGAUAACCCUUCAAGCUAUCUUAUUGUUGGUAGCCAAGGAGCAAGAGGUGAAAAGGGAUGACUGAGUGACUUUUGAUGUCUGGACAGAAAAAAGAUUUCAGCUGCCAUUUCGGAAUGAUAAGAGAGAGAGUGGAGGUCAAGAGGCAGCUGUCAGUUGUCUCCUACUGAUGGUCUUUUCUCUGUGGCCAUAACCGUGCUUCAUGUUUCCAGAGAUACCGGUUUCCAGGUGUCACCAGGAUGGGGAAGGGGCCACCUCACCGUGACACAGGGUGCAGCGUGGCCAUGGGGCCACCUGCCAGGCUCUGGGCUGGACCGGGCUGCCUGCGGCUUCUUUGUCUUGGUGAAGUGCCCAGGACACCCUCCUUGGAAACGGGCUCCAUCACCAAACACUGCAAACCUUCUCGCAGCCAGGCUUGGCCACAAGGCAAAGCUCAGCCACCGGCUGAUCCACACAGGCGAACAAAGGGAGGGCACAAGUGCUGAUGGCUCAGGUCAUGUCGGUUCAUCCAGAUCUUCACCAGCGCUAUGUGCAGGCUUGCCAAAGCUCCGGCCACUCCGAAAACCCCUUCAUUGCUCAUCUGCUUCAAGAAGCUGAUAACAAUUAUAAAAAUGAAUGGACAAAAGGGAUCACGCUAAAAAUAGCUGGAAAUAAUCAUCUAGUGCCUGUGCAGAGAGUUACAGAUGACGAUCUUCAAGUUCUUGCUUCUGUCUUACGCAAUACUGGUUUUGUCACAGGUUUGGAUCUUAGGUAUAACACAUUGACUGAUGCUGGAGCAAAGCACGUGGCAGAGUUCCUCCAGGGAAACUCGACUCUGCGGUACCUUAACCUGAUGUUUAAUUAUAUUGGCACAAGCGGAGCAGAGCUGAUAGCGAAAGCGCUCCUUAGGAAUGAAACUCUUGGAUAUUUGAGAAUGACUGGAAACAAAAUAGGAAACAAAGGUGGGAUGUUCUUUGCUUCAAUGCUACAAAUGAACUCAACCUUAGAGAAGUUGGAUCUCGGAGACUGUGAUAUGGGUACUCAGUGUCUGGUAGCAAUAGCAACAGCCCUGGCUCAGAACAGACCACUCAAAGCAAUAAACCUCAAUCGUCCUUUGCUAUACAGCGAAGAGGAGGAGACCACCGUUCACAUAGCUCUGAUGUUGAAAAAUAACUCUUCUCUUGUGGAACUAUACCUGUGCAAGCAUGAUAUGAAGAACUUUGGUGUAGAGCGGCUGUGUGAGGCAUUGUAUGAAAACUCCAGCCUGAGAUACCUUGAUCUUAGCUGUAAUAAAAUAACCCGAGAUGGUGCAAAGUUUUUGGCAGAACUACUGAAACGGAACCAAACCCUGGAAAUUCUGGAUCUUAAUGCAAACCGAAUAGAAGAUGAUGGAGCCAUCUACUUGAGUGAAGCUUUGGCUUUGUACAACAGGACUCUUCUGGCGUUGUCUGUAGUAAGCAACAACAUAAGUGGCAAAGGACUCGGAGCUCUUUCAGAUGCAAUGAAAAUAAACAUGAAGCUUUCCUACAUUUACAUCUGGGGGAACAAAUUUGAUGAAGCCACCUCUAAGGCAUUUUCAGAAUUAAUUCAAAGGGGCCGCCUGAAACCCCGCUGCACAGACGUGGAGCCGUACACAGUGGAUGGGCACGUUCACCUUGCAGAGCUCUCCCAUGGCCUCAAGAAGCAUUACUAUUGGACGCCAAGUUACGGAGAAGUGACGAACAGAGAUGCCAAUGCCAGUCUGGCAAUUGCAGCUGUUUCAGAACACAUAGCUGCUGCAGUGGGAGAGCUGCCACUGCCCCUCCUCGGCUACGGUCUCUGCAGUCUGGUUUCCACAUAGCAGGGAGAGCCCUCAGACAGGUCUCAAGCCAUCUGCCUAAAAAGAUUCCAUGUUUUCCCAUAUUAAUCCCUCACAGAAAUUAUCAAUACUGUUACAAACCUCGUACCUCCAAAACAAACUGGGAAUCUUUAACCCAAGAUGUGCAGC
This is a messenger RNA of Cuculus canorus (common cuckoo), 2358 nucleotides long. It is a transcript of the gene LRRC34, whose product is annotated as leucine rich repeat containing 34. The record is from RefSeq and is a predicted model, not a curated record. The transcript is spliced from 13 exons. Gene Ontology annotation, molecular function: protein binding. The coding region runs from base 877 to 2211 and encodes 444 amino acids. Lineage: Eukaryota; Metazoa; Chordata; Aves; Cuculiformes; Cuculidae.